UUUUGAAAUUCCAACUAUUUUUUUUUAUUAAUGUUGAUUAUAAGAUAAUCAUCAAAUGUGGCUCAUCAGUGCAUUUAUAUUUUCUUAAAAACCCAAGCGGUAGCUUCGGUAUCAACUUUUCGGUUGGCAACACUUUGGUACGAAGUGAGGUUAUGUUGUGUUAGGUUAGGUUUGUUUUCCUGUCAGUGCUGUGUAAAGUAUUGAUUUUCCAGGUUUUCAUUAAAACCUGCAUUGCAGCAUCUUCAAUUUGAAGUUACAAAAAUAUUCUUGAAGAAAAAUGUUGUUUAAAGUGGUAAAAUGUCCCUCAGAUGAGCUGUCAUUGACAAACUGUGCUGUCGUGAAUGAUGCAGACUUUUCACAAUCAACAGAGCAUAUUGAAGUCAUUACAGGAGGGGUCAAAAAGUAUAUUUUUUCUAUUAAGAAAGAUCCGAGAGUUCACAGAAAUGAAGUUGGGUUUAGUUUGCCACAAAGAAAAUGGGCCACCUUGUCUAUUAAUGAGGACAUUGAAGUUAAUCCUUAUAAGGAAGAAGAUUAUAUAACUUCUAUUGUCCUAGAAGCUGAUUACAUGCAAAAGAAAACGACAUCUCAAGAACAGUAUGACACUGAUGAAAUGGCUAAAGAAUUUAUUUAUUCAUUUCCAAACCAAAUGUUUACAGUUGGUCAACAACUGGCUUUUCUCUUUAAAGACAAAAAGAUGCUUCUUCUUCAAGUGAAGGACAUUGAAGUUGUCAACGUCAAUACCCUCAAACAGGGUGGCGAAGCCAAACCUAAAAAAGGCAAAUUGGGAAAAUUGACACCCAACACUGUUAUACAGUUUGAAAAAGCCGAUACUUCUUCUCUUAAUUUAGUAGGCAAAGCUAAAGGCAUGAUUGUGCGUCAGUCGAUAAUUAACCCAGAUUGGGACUUCCAAAAAAUGGGGAUUGGCGGUCUGGGCAAGGAAUUUAACGCCAUAUUUAGAAGAGCGUUUGCGUCGAGAGUUUUCCCUCCCGAAAUUGUGGAACAGUUGGGUUGCAAACACGUCAAAGGUAUUCUUUUGUACGGUCCUCCAGGUACUGGUAAAACACUGAUGGCGAGACAAAUUGGGAGAAUGUUGAAUGCUAGAGAGCCAAAAAUAGUCAACGGUCCCCAAAUCCUAGAUAAAUACGUGGGCGAAUCUGAGGCUAAUAUCAGAAGAUUGUUUGCUGAUGCUGAAGAAGAAGAAAAAAGAGCUGGACCAAACAGUGGUUUGCAUAUCAUUAUCUUUGAUGAAAUUGACGCUAUUUGUAAGCAGCGAGGUUCAGUGGCUGGUGCUACAGGUGUUCAUGACACGGUGGUGAACCAAUUGUUGUCAAAAAUCGAUGGGGUGGAACAACUUAACAAUAUUCUUGUCAUAGGUAUGACAAACAGACGCGAUAUGAUUGAUGAUGCUUUGCUCAGACCUGGCAGAUUGGAGGUUCAGGUUGAGAUAAGCUUACCAAAUGAGGACGGUCGCUACGAGAUUUUGAAUAUUCAUACUAGCAGAAUGAGGCAAUACAAGAAAAUUAGUCCUGAUGUUGAUACAAGGGAACUGGCAACGCUAACUAAAAACUUUUCCGGUGCCGAACUUGAAGGUUUGGUCAGAGCAGCCCAAUCCACAGCUAUGAACCGCUUGAUAAAAGCUGCCAACAAAGUCGAAGUAGAUCCAGAAGCUAUUAGUAAAUUACUAGUAACACGAGGCGACUUUUUAAAUGCUUUAGAAAACGACAUCAAACCAGCUUUUGGUACAGCUCUAGAAACUUUAGAACAAUUUUUAGCUCGUGGAAUUACUGUAUGGGGUAGUCCCGUCAGCAGUAUUUUAGAAGAUGGCCGGUUAUUUACCCAGCAAGCUAAAGCUACUGACACUUCAGGUUUGGUCUCUGUUUUAAUCGAGGGUCCACCAAACGCUGGCAAAACUGCAUUAGCCGCACAACUUGCCAAAGAAUCCGAUUUUCCAUUUGUUAAAGUGUGCUCACCUGAGGAGAUGGUGGGUUAUACAGAAACUGCCAAAUGCUUACAUAUCAAGAAAGUGUUUGAGGAUGCUUACCGCUCAACACUGAGUUGCAUUCUAGUCGAUAAUAUUGAGCGUUUAUUAGAUUACGGGCCCAUUGGUCCUCGAUAUUCCAAUUUAACAUUACAGGCACUUUUAGUGUUGCUAAAGAAACAACCACCACCUGGAAAAAAAUUGCUUAUUUUGUGUACAACUAGUCGAAGGCAAGUUUUAGAAGAUAUGGAAAUGUUAUCUGCUUUCACUGCUAUUUUACAUUUGCCAAAUCUUUCAAAGGCUGAUCAGUUACUUACUGUUCUUGAGAAUUCCGAAGUUUUUAGUUCACAAGAAUUGAAGAAAAUUAGCCAACAAAUUCAUGGUAAACGUAUUUUCAUUGGCAUAAAGAAACUGCUGGCUUUGAUUGACAUGGCCCGCCAAACCGAUGAAAAGUUUAGAGUUAUGAAAUUGAUUACGAAAUUGGAAGAGGAUGGUGCACUGGAAGAUCCCGGGAUGGCCUAAUAUACCAAAUACAUGAUUUUACAGAUAUAAGAUUAUGAUAUUCCUGCACAUUCCACAUGUUUAGCAAUAUCUCGAUCAAUAGUCAAUUGUUAUUACAGUUAGGUACCGGUGAAAAAACACUCCUAGGGUGUUUUAAACAACAUGCAUCCUAAAUUAUAGUACAAUUAGAUUGUUUAACAUUGAUUUUUCUAUUUUUGCUUACAUUGUUAAUAAUUUGAAGCUUUUUGAAAGAAGAAUUGUUAUCGAAGUGUUUGUUUAUUGUUGGUUAAGUUAUUUUUCUAAAUUAUAAAAUUAUUAACUUAGUGUUAGUGUGUAGAAAAUAGUCCGUGGUUUCAGUCUAAUAAUUUAUUUUAUUUAAAACACUUGAGUGGUAUUGAAUCACAGUUAGUCACACUGAAAUUCUUCUUUGUUUUAUAAGUGUCUAGUUAAUAUGUGUGUACUAUAGAAAUUAAUUACUUCAUUAUGUGGUCUAUCAUAUAUCUGCUUAGCUUGUAUUCGAAGUCAAUAAUGUUAAAAAUAAAUUUGAAAUUUCUGAAACUGAAAGUUAUAAUUCUUUGAUAUCUCGUGACUGUUUGAUAGAGGAUUGUUAAAGAAAAAGGUUCAUAUUAUUUUCUUUGUAGUUCUUAGUAGCAUUCCUAUAAUAGCAGACUAUAACUGUUAAAGAUAUUGAAUAUUAUAUGUAUAUACAGGAUGUUUCAGCUUUAGAAUAGAUGUAUUCAACCAUCUACCUCAUCCGUGAGUAAAACUGGAUGACUACAAACCUGUUUCAUACUGUUUCAAGACACCAAGUUAGAAUUGUUGUGUUACACAUUGUUAAAAUGUAUGAAACUUGGAUAGUGUUAAGAAAAAAAUGAAGCAUCCUAUAUAGCAUUGUUGUCAAUAAUGAUGUAUAAUGAAUUUAUUUAUUAAUAUAAAGUCAGCCACCAUCAAUUAUAGCAAUUAUUUAAUGGUGAAAAGAGGGGGUUUCCCACUAGACCGGCGCAUCCCCCAUAUUUGCAACCGCGGUGUUUAUCAUACAGUGAGCGGCAAAAUUAUGUAAUAAUCUUAUUAAAACUGAAAAUAUUUUUUUAGGAAAAAUGCUCGAACGUAUCAAUUUUCUUUUUAAAAAAUAAACAAUUUUCAACUUGGUUUAAUAUUUUACACUUUUUGGUUUUUGAGUAAUGACGUCGUCGACAUUUUUUUUAAUGGAAACCUCUAAUUUUUUAGCUAUAUAGUUUGAUAGAUCUUUUAAUUGUCUAAAUGACAACACCGAAAUAUAUACAUAUUACAUAGUUUGAGAAAAAAAUACCAAAAAAAAAUGAAAUAUUAUCAACAAAAAACUAACAUAAAAUUUCAAAGUUGAGAAUUUUGUAUUUUUUGAAAAGAAAAUUGACCUGUUCGAGUAUUUUUGCACAAACAAAAUAUUUUCAGUUUUAAUAAAUAGUAUUAUUCCAUAAUUUUGCUGUAUAUUUUUUUUACAGUAUUAGGAUAAAAUUAUCAGCUGCAUUUAAGUAUUUAAUUUCUUUAUUAAAUUGUGUAAUAUUUUUUUUCAGGUGAAUUCUGGAUCUCAUCUUAUUUUCUCGUAUUUUUUGUGAACUACAGAGGAUGGCCAUCAGAAUUUUGUUAUGUUGUGACCAAAUUAAUUUUAUUUAAUUCUACUAAUAUAUUAUAAUGUAAGUUAAAGAGGAGAUUUUUUUAUAGCCGAACUGUUUAUUGCCUGAGAUGCGUAACAUUGACGGAAAUAAUAAAUGCGAGGCUAUAAAAAUCUUCUCUACCGUGUUUUAUGUAAUAUUUUUUUCACCACUUGCACAUUUAUUACUCAGAAAUACCACGGUGAAAAAUACUCGUAUGACAUUAUCUAAGGGGCAUGUUGUUUCAGACGUAACAUGUCGUAAUUUACAACUACUAUUUUUGUUGAUUUAUUAUUACCUAAUUAAUAAUUACUUACCUAAGUUAUUCCUAAGUUGGAAGUAUGUAUACAUAAAUUAUUUUAUUUUUAUCGUAAAUGAGUUUGUCAUUUUUUAAAUUCUGCAUCUAUUAAGGGAAUUUUCUAACUUCAUAAUAUGAAUUAUUAUUAAAAUAACAUAGGAAUUGUGAAAAAAAGGAAAAAUUAAAUUAAAAUUUGUCCUACUACCAAUAGUAUUUUAACAUGAAAUUAGCUUACUUAUUGUUUUGACAAAGACAGAAAAAUUAUUACAGGCGCGAUUAUUCUGAUUUUUUUUUAUUGAGGAUGUCUAAUUAGUCCUUAAAAGUCGUUAACUUUAAGUCAUCUCAAAAUACUUCCGUUAGUACUUGUGAUGAUAAUAUAGUUUUAAAUAAUAAUAUUCUAGAUA
Tribolium madens (black flour beetle) is the source of this 4812-nucleotide messenger RNA. RefSeq names its product vesicle-fusing ATPase 1-like. Gene Ontology annotation, biological process: SNARE complex disassembly; Golgi to plasma membrane protein transport; intra-Golgi vesicle-mediated transport. The record is from RefSeq and is a predicted model, not a curated record. Lineage: Eukaryota; Metazoa; Arthropoda; Insecta; Coleoptera; Tenebrionidae. Gene Ontology annotation, cellular component: Golgi stack. Bases 278 to 2500 code for a protein of 740 amino acids. Gene Ontology annotation, molecular function: ATP hydrolysis activity; ATP binding. The transcript has 13 exons.